Molecule: messenger RNA, 512 nt
Organism: Corylus avellana
Lineage: Eukaryota; Viridiplantae; Streptophyta; Magnoliopsida; Fagales; Betulaceae
Source: RefSeq, a predicted model, not a curated record
AUGUCAGAAUACAGGGCAGUGACCAGUGCAUACUACAGAGGUGUGGUGGGGGCGAUGCUAGUGUAUGACAUUACCAAGCGGCAAACAUUUGAUCAUGCGGCCAAGUGGUUAAAGGAGUUACGGGGCCAUGCUGACAAAAAUAUUGUCAUCAUCCUUGUGGGCAAUAAAUCUGACUUGGGGUCCCUUCGAGCUGUACCUACAGAGGAUGCAAAAGAGUUUGCCGAAAGGGAGAACCUCUUCUUCAUGGAGACAUCGGCCCUCGAGGCCAUUAAUGUUGAAUCGGCCUUCCUCACGGUCCUCACAGAAAUUUACCGGAUCAUCAGCAAGAAGGCUCUUGUUGCCAAUGAAGAAGCUGCUGCGGCGGGAAAUUCAUCACUCCUCAAGGGAACAAAUAUCCUUGUCCCUGGACAGGAGCCAGAACCUGAACGGAGGAUCAGCUGUUGCAGCUCUUCGUAGGAUUGCAAUUUUUACCGUCAGUUAAUAUCUGACAUGAUCACAAUCUUAUUUUUUCA